Racocetra fulgida is the source of this 264-nucleotide messenger RNA. NCBI's taxonomy places the organism in Eukaryota, Fungi, Glomeromycota, Glomeromycetes, Diversisporales, Gigasporaceae. The record is from the annotation of a GenBank genome assembly.
AUGCUAACUAAUUUACAAAAUUCUUCGUUUAAACCCCCGAAUGACAAAACUACAUCCCCGAAUUUUGUUGAAAUCAUCUUCCAAAUUCAAAAAGAAGCUUCUUCUGCUAGACCUUCUUAUACAGAGUCUACCCCGCAAGUUAUCAACGAAACUAACUCACAAAAUACGAAUGAAACUCUCACUCCUGCUACAUUUUUUGCAAACGAAACAAACACUUCUUCUGUUAACAAUAAUAUACACGCUAAACCUACACACUCUGAUUAG